Lycium ferocissimum is the source of this 1788-nucleotide messenger RNA. Its product is annotated as probable leucine-rich repeat receptor-like protein kinase At1g35710. The transcript has 7 exons. The coding region runs from base 1 to 1788 and encodes 595 amino acids. NCBI's taxonomy places the organism in Eukaryota, Viridiplantae, Streptophyta, Magnoliopsida, Solanales, Solanaceae. Gene Ontology annotation, molecular function: protein binding. The record is from RefSeq and is a predicted model, not a curated record.
AUGAAGAAGCUUGGAUUCUUGUACAGCAAUCUGAAAGGAAAUAUUCCUACAGGAAUAGGCACUCUUCAGAGUUUGAAACUGUUGUCCUUAGGAUUCAAUAAACUCAAUGGAUCCAAUGUGCUCUCUAUAUUCAACAUCUCAACACUUGAAAUUUUGGAUCUCAGAAAUGCUGGUUUAACUGGCACAAUUCCUAAUGAGAUUGGUCAUCUUCAUAACUUGAAGAAAUUCGGCAUAGAACAAAAUGCAUUAGCAGACUCAAUCCCUUUAACCAUAUUCAAUAUUUCAUCACUUCAAGUUUUAUCAAUAUGGGACAAUAAGCUUGAAGGGCCUCUACCAAGAGAGGUUGGAAAUUUAACUAUGCUUAACCUACUUGAUCUUGGAAUUAAUAACUUGACAGGUAUGAUUCCAGAUGAAAUCGGUAACCUUCAAGAGUUGUUGGAUCUUCAGUUGGAUUCCAAUAACUUUAGUGGGUCGAUCCCUAUUAGUAAUAUCUCAACUCUUGCAUCUAUUUCACUCACAGAUAACCACAUUUCAGGUUAUCUUGAUUACAAUAACUUCACUGCUAGCAUACCUUCAACUCUAUGGAACCUCAAAGACAUUUUGAAGAAGAACUUGUCUUCAAAUUUCUUCAAUGGUUCUCUAGCACUAGAAGUUGGAAACCUACAGGCUGCAAUGCUCCCAGAUCUUUCCUGGGAUCAAAUCUCAGAAAGGCCAGGUAAUGGCUUCUGCAAAUUUUCUUCAUUUGCCAACAAAUUUUCCAACUAUGAUAAGUCAGAAAAUCUAAAGGUUUUGCAUCUUGGUGAUAACAACAUUGGUGGAGUUAUACCCAGCUCAAUCUCAAAUUCUUCAAAUCUGAAGGAGUUAAGGCUUUAUGAUAACAAAUUCAGUGGCCCCAUUCCUAACUCUUUGGGGAAUUUGAGACAACUUAAACUUUUGAAACUGUUUAACAAUUGUUUAUCAUCUCUAGACUCAAGUAUCUUUACUUCUUUGGCGAACUGCAGAUCUUUGAUACAUAUAGAUUUUUCAUAUAAUCCUCUAAAUGGUGUUCUUCCAGAUUCCAUAUGCAAUCUGUCCACUUCUCUUGAACUAUUUUAUUUACAACAUUCUGAAAUGAGGGGAAACAUACCAUUAGGAAUUGAGAAUUUAAGUAACUUAAACACUUUGUUCCUAUUAGAAAAUAACUUGAAUGGAUCACUGCCAAGAACUUUCUGUAAUUUGCUCAAUCUUCAAGUGUUAGUACUUCACCAGAAUAGGUUAAUCAGACCAUUGCCCUACUGUCUUUGCCAAUUGCUAGAGUUAGGCUGGAUUGAUUUUUCAUAUAAUCAAUUAUCAGGUCCAAUACCGAAUUGCAUUGGCAGCGUCACCUCUUUGAGAAAUAUUUAUCUAAAUUCAAAUAGGCUCACAGACAUACCCAUGAGUUUAUGGAGCCUCAAAGAUCUUUUGGAUUUUGACUUGUCAAAUAAUUCUUUGGUUGGUUCUUUACCUCUUGAUUUUGGAAAUUUGAAUGCCAUAACAGCCAUAGAUCUAUCAAGGAAUUGCCUUUCAGGAAGUAUUCCAACCACUGUUGGAGACUUGUUGGAACUACUUCAUCUUUCUUUGGCUUAUAAUGAGUUACAAGGAUCUAUUCCGGAGUCACUCGGAAAAAUGAUAAGUUUGGAAUCGGCAAAUCUAUCCAAUAACAUUCUUUCAGUCAAGGAGAAGCAAAAUGCUUCUGAUUAUACUUUUGCCAUUGACAGUUUCAUUGAUGGGACUUGUCUCAAUCAUUGUGUUCAUGUUGAGGAGACCUAG